AUGGAAGACAUGAGGAGAUGCUUAGAAAGGCAAGAGCGAGAAAUAAAUGAGAGAAGCCGUAGACGAGUUGAAAGGCAAAGGUUACAGAGAGAAGAAGAUGAACAAGUUGUCAUAGCAGUGGUUUUGCUUGAUGAAGAGAACCAAGGUCGCUGCUGUGGUUCACAAGUCAGCCGUGGCCCGAAUGUCGACAGACAUAGAUAUUCUCGGGAUAAGAAUCUUUUGGAAGAUUAUUUUAUCCCAACUUCUUUUUAUGAUGCAUAUUUUGUUCAAAAGUGUGAUGCUGCUGGGGUUUUGGAACUUGUUCCGGAGCAAAAGCUUACAACUGUUAUACGAAUGUUGGCAUAUGGAUCAUUUGCUGAUCAUGUGGAUGAGAUUGCCCGGAUGGGGAAGUCCAUUACGUUGGAGGCCUUGGUAAGAUUUCGUGAUGCAGUCGAAACUCUGUACACUAGGGACUACCUGCACAGACCUACGCCCAAGGACCUUUAA
Messenger RNA from Prunus armeniaca (apricot), 486 nucleotides. The record is from the annotation of a GenBank genome assembly. NCBI's taxonomy places the organism in Eukaryota, Viridiplantae, Streptophyta, Magnoliopsida, Rosales, Rosaceae.